Dentiscutata erythropus is the source of this 576-nucleotide messenger RNA. Lineage: Eukaryota; Fungi; Glomeromycota; Glomeromycetes; Diversisporales; Gigasporaceae. The record is from the annotation of a GenBank genome assembly.
AUGGUUAAUGAUAAUAGUCAGAUAAAAGAAACAAAUAAUAAAGAAAAAGGAUAUCAAGUUGAGUAUCUCCAAGAAAACUCAGAGACCCAAAUAGCUGCUAUAGAAGAGGUUUUCCAGGUUAUUGCUCAAAAUUACUUCCCUGAAGAUCUUGAUGAAGAAAUGGAAAUGGUUUCCCAGAACCCUAAUGCUGAAAACAGAUGGGAAGAAGAUAUAAACAGUAACAUUGAAUACCUACAAGACCUUUUGACCGAGUUGGCCAUAGAAGCCGAAUUAGAGAUAACCUGGUCAACCAUGAAUGGGUACCAGAAUGAAUAUAUACAAAAUACUAGUUCUGAAGAUGAGGUUCAGCCUAUGGAAUUGGAUGAAGUAUACCUUAUCGACAUAUCUCAGUGGGGUGAGCUAACUACAGGGCUCGAAUUUGAAGAAACCAAUGAAUAUCAUGAAAAUGCUGUUGCUUACUUUGGUCUUGACCCAAGCUGGCACGAGGCUGAUUAUAGUGACUUUUUUCCAGAAAUUCCAGGCUUGAACUUUGACUCUGAAGACUGGUCUCAACCAAUGGACACUUAUAUUGACUAG